AUGUUGUCUCUGAUUCUUCCUCUGAUCUCACUCUUAACCGUAAUCCAAUGCCUCAACGUCGUUAAGUCGCAACCGGUGCGGUUAAACCAAAUCUGCUCAAACGUCACAGGCAACUUUACUGUUAACAGCCCUUACGCCGUCAACCUCGAUCGUCUUAUCUCCUCUCUAUCAUCUCUCCGGCAGAAAGAUAACGGAUUUUCCAAAAUUUUACUCGGAGACUCCGAUGGAAAAGUCAACUCAAUCUCACAAUGUAGAGGCGAUGUCAAACCUGAAGAGUGCAUCAACUGUAUCGCAAUGGCUGGAAAAAGAAUUGUCACAUUGUGUCCGGUUCACAAAGAGGCGGUUAUCUGGUACGACAAAUGUACGUUUAGGUACUCAAACCGGACGCUUUUCAACAGAUUGGAGAUUUUCCCUCAAACAAGCAUAACCGGGACGAGAAACUUCACCGGAGAUCGCGAUGGUUGGGAGAAAUCACUAAGGGGUUUACUCGAAGGGCUUAAAGGCAGAGCAUCCGUGAUUGGCCGGAGAAAGAAGAAUUUUGUCGUCGGAGAAACGAGUGGGCCAUCGUUUCAGACAUUGUACGGUCUGGUUCAGUGCACGCCGGAUAUUUCGGAGGAGGAUUGUUCGUAUUGUCUGUCUCAGGGUAUUGCAAAAAUUCCGAGCUGUUGUGAUAUGAAAAUGGGUAGUUAUGUGUUGUCUCCUAGCUGUGUGGUGGCUUAUGCUCCAUGGAGGUUCUAUGAUCCAGUGGACAUUGAUGAGCCAAGCUCAGUGCCUACGACGCCAUCACAGCCUCCAACGAAUGAGACGAGAAGUGUUGCACAAGGUGGGGAUAAAAACAGAGGUGUACCUAAAGCUUUGAUCUUUUCGGCUGUUUCAGUUGCUGUUGUUGUCUUAUUUAUCAUAUUAUUAGUCGUAUUCCUAAGGUCGAGGAAUAAGAAAAAUAAGAGGAAGACAAAUAAUGAUGAACGAAAACUUGAAGAUAUUGGCACAGAUUCCAUGAGAUUUGAUUUCACUAUGUUGAAAGAUGCGACAAGUCAGUUUUCACUCCAAAACAAACUUGGAGAAGGUGGAUUCGGAGCAGUUUAUAAGGGUGUGCUUUCUGAUGGACAAGAAAUAGCGGUGAAAAGGUUGUCGAAAAAUGCACAGCAAGGUGAAACUGAAUUCAAGAACGAGUUCUUAUUGGUGGCAAAGCUUCAACAUCGUAAUCUCGUCAAGCUCUUAGGUUACUCAAUACAAGGAACUGAAAGGCUUCUCGUCUAUGAGUUCCUCUCACACACCAGUCUCAACAAGUUCAUCUUUGAUCCGAUCCAGGGUAAGGAAUUGGAUUGGGAAACUAGAUACAAAAUUAUUGGAGGUGUAGCUCGAGGACUUCUUUAUCUUCAUCAAGAUUCUCGUCUCCGGAUAAUUCACCGUGAUCUUAAAGCUAGUAACAUAUUGUUAGAUGAGGAGAUGACCCCUAAAAUCGCAGAUUUUGGAAUGGCUAGGCUAUUUGAUAUCGACCACACGACUCAACGCUACACGAAUAGGAUCGUUGGGACUUUUGGAUACAUGGCUCCAGAGUAUGUAAUGCACGGACAGUUCUCGUUUAAGACAGAUGUUUACAGCUUCGGAGUAUUGAUCCUUGAGAUCAUCAGUGGUAAGAAAAACAGUUGUUUCAGCAAUGAGGAUAGCAUGGAGGAUCUCCUUAGCUUCGCAUGGAGAAAUUGGAAGGAAGGCGUUGCUUUGAAUCUUGUGGACAAGAUUUUGAUGACAAUGUCAAGUUAUUCAUCGAAUAUGAUCUUGAGAUGCAUAAACAUUGGUCUUCUUUGUGUCCAGGAGAAAGUUGCAGAGAGGCCAAGCAUGGCUUCGGUUCUUCUGAUGUUAGAUGGACAUACUCUUGCUCUUUCAGAGCCUUCAAAGCCUGCGUUUUUCACACACAGCAACAUGGUAUCGGAUACUUCUUCUUCUUUAGGACAUAUUGCAAAAACUUCAAAUUAUAAUUCCAACACUGAGUUGUAUCCUCGGUGAGUUUGUCUGACAAAACUGAAAUUAGAUUUCUCUGACUAAAUGAUGAAUCAUGGAGUUUGAUUAGAUCUGAGUCAACUCACUUUAAGUGAGGAAAAAGAGUGUUACAAGUCUCUGUUUCACUUUCAAGGAGAGGUGUCAUCUCAUCUCUUGAA
Messenger RNA from Eutrema salsugineum, 2159 nucleotides. Its product is annotated as cysteine-rich receptor-like protein kinase 26. The transcript is spliced from 7 exons. Bases 1 to 2007 code for a protein of 668 amino acids. Gene Ontology annotation, molecular function: ATP binding; protein kinase activity. Gene Ontology annotation, biological process: protein phosphorylation. The record is from RefSeq and is a predicted model, not a curated record. Lineage: Eukaryota; Viridiplantae; Streptophyta; Magnoliopsida; Brassicales; Brassicaceae.